Messenger RNA from Cornus florida, 3411 nucleotides. RefSeq lists its product as uncharacterized. Gene Ontology annotation, molecular function: metalloendopeptidase activity. The transcript is spliced from 17 exons. Gene Ontology annotation, cellular component: membrane; cytoplasm. The record is from RefSeq and is a predicted model, not a curated record. Lineage: Eukaryota; Viridiplantae; Streptophyta; Magnoliopsida; Cornales; Cornaceae. Gene Ontology annotation, biological process: proteolysis; cell adhesion. The coding region runs from base 411 to 2933 and encodes 840 amino acids.
CCCUCACCUAUUCUUAUGUUUUUUUAAUCACCCCCCAUUAUUUUUCUGUCCAUCGUUCCUUUUUUGGUUUUUCUCAUCUCUGAAGGAGAUUGAUUGAUGUUCACUCACAGUUUAGAGACACCACACCAUCCUCUACCUCACCUGAACAAGAAGAACUAGUCCACACACACUCAUAUUCUGAGAUUUCAAGACCCAAAUCUACUUCUUUGAACCAUUCUUUUUAGAAUUAUUCCAAUCAAAACGGCUCGUACAAACUCUCUUUCUUCUUCUUCUCUCUCUAUAUAUUUAUAUAUACAGAAUUUGAAAUGCAGCGAAGUCUGCGAUUUUUCUGGGUAUUUGAACCGGUCGGAGAAUCGCCGUCGAUUUGAUGGAAUCGAUGUUACUGUUGUUCUCAUUGUACGUAUCAUUUGAUGGAGUUGAGGAUUCGGUGUACUCGAUUUGUUGUUCCUUCGAAAUCGAGGUUUCGCACUAAGCUUCAAUUAGCUCUUCUUCUUUAUGAGAUUAUAUUGAUAUUUGUGUGGUUUGAGGCUGCUUAUGCAAAAUCUCAAGAACACCAGUUGCGAUUGCAAGGUGCGGAAAAGGGUGGAGAUAAUAUUAUAUCACAUUCCUGUAUUCAUGAUCAGAUACUGGAACAACGGAAGCGACCUGGUCGCAAGGUGUAUUCUGUUACCCCACAGGUUUAUGAGGGGUCUGCUACCUUGAGACCCCUUCACCGCAAGGGAAGGGCAUUGCUUGAAAUUUCCAAAUUUGCGGAACCACAAAAGGAUGCAAAGCAUCCUAUUAGGAUUUAUUUAAAUUAUGACGCUGUCGGUCACUCGGCUGAUAGAGACUGUCGAAAUAUUGGCGACAUUGUGAAGCUUGGGGAGCCUCCUGUGAGUUCUUUUCCUCGAAUGCCUUAUUGCAAUCCUCAUAGUGAUCCUCCAAUUUAUGGUGACUGCUGGUACAACUGUACUUUGGAUGAUAUAUCUGGUGAGGACAAAAGGAUUCGCCUUCGGAAGGCUCUAGAGCAAACAGCUGAAUGGUUCAGAAGAGCCUUAGCUGUUGAGCCUGUAAAAGGAAACUUGCAGUUGAGUGGAUAUUCUGCAUGUGGACAAGAUGGAGGAGUACAGCUUCCACGGGAAUAUGUAGAAGAGGGUGUUGCUGAUGCAGACUUAGUUCUUUUGGUAACUACAAGACCCACAACAGGCAACACGCUUGCAUGGGCAGUGGCAUGUGAACGUGAUCAAUGGGGUCGCGCAAUUGCUGGACAUGUUAAUGUUGCCCCUCGCCACUUGACUGCAGAAGCAGAAACCUUGCUUUCGGCUACACUCAUACAUGAGGUUAUGCAUGUUCUGGGAUUUGAUCCCCAUGCCUUUGCGCAUUUUCGAGAUGAGAGGAAAAGAAGACGUGGCCAGGUUACUGAACAAGUCGUGGAUGAGAGGCUUGGACGGAUGAUAACACGUGUGGUGCUUCCCCGUGUUGUCAUGCAUUCACGUCAUCACUACGGGGCAUUUUCUGAGAAUUUCACUGGUUUAGAGCUAGAAGAUGGGGGAGGGCGUGGCACAUCAGGAUCCCACUGGGAGAAAAGGCUUCUGAUGAAUGAGAUUAUGACGGGCUCUGUGGAUACGAGAUCAGUAGUUUCAAAAAUGACACUGGCUUUAUUAGAGGAUAGUGGGUGGUACCAAGCUAAUUAUAGUAUGGCAGACCGGCUUGAUUGGGGCCGCAACCAAGGAACUGAAUUUGUUACCUCCCCUUGCAACUUCUGGAAGGGGGCAUACCAUUGCAAUACAACACAACUAUCAGGCUGUACUUAUAACAGGGAGGCAGAGGGUUACUGCCCGAUUGUAAGUUAUAGUGGAGACCUUCCUCAAUGGGCUCGCUAUUUUCCCCAGGCUAACAAAGGUGGGCAGUCAUCAUUGGCUGAUUAUUGCACUUAUUAUGUGGCGUAUUCUGAUGGAUCAUGUACAGACACUAAUAGUGCAAGGGCACCUGACAGAAUGUUGGGUGAAGUACGAGGAAGUAGCUCAAGGUGUAUGGCCUCAUCUUUGGUACGUACUGGGUUUGUACGGGGUUCAAUGACGCAAGGAAAUGGUUGUUAUCAACACAGAUGCAUAAACAACUCACUAGAGGUUGCUGUGGAUGGCAUUUGGAAAGCAUGUCCUGAAGCUGGUGGACCAGUUCAGUUUCCCAGCUUCAAUGGUGAGCUGAUCUGCCCGGCUUACCACGAACUUUGUAGCACAGGCCCUGUUCCUGUUUCUGGACGAUGCCCUAGUUCUUGUAAUUUCAAUGGAGACUGCGUUGAUGGAAGCUGUCAUUGCUUUCUAGGGUUUCAUGGUCACGAUUGUAGUAAAAGAUCCUGCCCUAGCAAUUGUAAUGGACAUGGCCAGUGCCUUCAAAAUGGUCUUUGUGAAUGUAACAAAGGGUAUACUGGCAUUGACUGCUCUACUGCUGUUUGUGACGAACAAUGCAGCCUUCAUGGUGGGGUCUGUGAUAAUGGAGUCUGCGAGUUCCGUUGCUCUGACUACGCUGGCUACACAUGCCAGAACAGCUCCAUGCUCCUCUCCAGUCUCUCAGUUUGCAAAGAUGUGCUAAACAGUGAUGUGUCUGGGCAACAUUGUGCUCCUAGUGAAUUAAGUAUAUUGCAGCAGCUAGAGGAAGUUGUCGUGAAGCCCAACUAUCGCAGACUGUUACCAGGUGGUGCUCGGAAGUUUAUUAAUCUCUUUAGAGGCAGCUACUGUGAUGUAGCUGCUAAGCAGCUAGCAUGCUGGAUCUCGAUCCAAAAGUGUGACAAGGAUGGGGACAAUAGGCUCCGGGUGUGCCAUUCUGCAUGUCAUUCAUACAACUUAGCAUGUGGAGCGUCGCUUGACUGCUCAGACCAAACCCUUUUUAGCAAUGAGGAUGAGGGUGAGGGCCAGUGCACAGGCUCUAGCGAGAUGGAAGUGCCAUGGUUUUGAUUGCGGCGCAGCUUCCUUUGUAGUGACAAUUCCUCUAUUGAGGAAUCCUGUAAAAUAUAGGUAGCUUUAAUUUUCCCCUUAUGGCCUUGUAAUUUUUCUAGCUUCUUUUUUCCUUUCUUUUUUAUUUGGGUAGGAAAAAAUGGCUUGUGUUGUUAGAAGUAGGGCGGUUGUUCCCCAGCCCAACGGUCAUUUAAAUAUGAUUGGGUGGGGAAUGUUUUUACUGAGAUUGGUCUCUCCAAAAUGGAAGUCCAAAUGUAGAGAAAAUGAAAAUGUAUGGGAUAAAGAAAAAGGGAAAAAAAAAAAAGAAAAAAAAAGAAGAAGAAAUUGAAAGGGAGUAAAGGGUUUGUUUUGUGGCCUAAGGCCCCGAAAGAAUGAGGAAAAUCCUCUUACCAUUGUGUUCAUAAUUUUGAUUCUCGCUUUCAAUUUUAUGAUUCGGUGUUUAUAUGAAAUCAUUAUGCGAUGUUAAUUUUGCUGUUUA